AUGCAGUUCUGGCACAGAUACGCAUCGCUGCUCAAGGCCAUCGCUCUCCGUCUUCCGCUGCCGGACGCGCAUCAGAUCGUCUGCCAUCACGACGCCAUGGGUGUUGUCGCCGAAGACGACGCCACGGCUGCUGCGGCCGAAGACGACGCCACGGCUGCUGCGGCCGAAGACGACGCCACGGCUGCUGCGGCCGAAGACGACGCCACGGCUGCUGCGGCCGAAGACGACGCCACGGCUGCUGCGGCCGAAGACGACGCCACGGGUGUUGUCGCCGAAGACGACGCCACGGCUGCUGCGGCCGAAGCCGCCGUUACAGGAGGUACGACCCAGAUCGACGACGACGAGGACAAGACACCAAUUAUGCCGGACACUGACACGCCGCUCGCUCGACUCCAGCUGACGCUCCUUGGCUCACCUCCGGACGAUCUCCUCGAGGCGACGAGCGUGCCGGACGACCCAGAAGAUGCUGUCUGCUACCUGCUGGCCAUGGCGGAGCGGUGCCGGUCGCGUUACGCACCGCGGUCGGCUCGGCCAUACGUUGAGGUUCCUCCUGGGGCGAUGCUGGUCGGCAUCGUGUCCAAGUCGCUGCAUGCACUGUCUGCUGCGGCAGCAGCGGUGCCGUUUGGGAGCUACGACCCGCGGAUGCACUCGAGCCAUCCGCCUGCCGUGUACGCGCCGCUGAUGGCGCUGCGGGCUCUCUCGUCGAUUGUGACCAACAUGGUUCCUGGCAUCCUCGGCCCGCUCGCCGAGGCGCUUCUUAUCGAGUUUGACGGCACGCUUCCGCUGCCGGUUGCCCACGCCGCCGCUGAGCUGUUUGGCACGGCGUGGCACAUCUCGCCUGAUUUGCGGGCGCCGCUCAAGCCGCACCGCGACGCACUUUUCCAGCUGGCGCCAGCAGCGGCCUCGCUCUCGCUCUCGCUCUGCUCCACGGCCGACACCUCGCCGCGGGCCUGCCUCCAUGGCGAGCUUGCUUCACUUUACGCUUGGUCGCCGUACAUGCUCCUUGUGCAGUACAUGAUCCCGCGCGAGCCGACCCGCGGCAACAUUGCCGCCUUUAUCGACUGCCUCUCCGUCAACCUGAAGGCGCUGGUGCCGCAAGUGACCGGGACGCCGCACGCUGCUGGCCCGGCCACAACUCCGAUUGCCUCGGCUUUGGCGGUCGUCCUCUUUGAGCUCCGCCCCUGCACCCGACUUGCGGGCUUCCCGGCCGACGCCACGCCAGAGCUGCGCGACUUUGUCCACGGCGCCCUUGCCGAGGCCCUAGCGGCGCUGGAGGCCUUGCCGGAGCUCUGCGGCGUGCUGGCUGCAUCGGUCGAGGUUGCCCGCGCCGGCGCUGCCAUGAUCACCGACUCGCCCCUUGCUGCCUUUGAUGCUGCGCUCGCCAUGGCCUCGGCCGAUCGCCCCGAGUUUACACGGGCGUGGGGCACCAUUGCGCUCGCGCACUUUGUGCAGAACGAGGAUGUGCUUGCCCACUGGCGCGCCCUGCCGCCGUCCGAGCUCGAGUCGCUGCUGGUGGUCAUGCUCGACGUAGUCGAGGCUGCCCCUCUCACCGACGUUGUCCUCGCGCUCCCGAUCCUCCUCACCUCGCUCCCAGCGCUGCUUUCGCACUCACUAACUCUGGUCAUCUCACGGCUGGUCGACGUUGUUGUCUCAAAGACACCCGAGCUGGCGCCGGACACGCUCCUUGCAGAUGUCACUGCCGACUCGCUCAUUUUUGAUCUGCAGGACGUGCUCUCCAUGAUCGCUGAUGUCCUCACCGCCGGCAUGAUGUACUCGCAGCAUGCGAAUGGGGUUAGUGCCGCCGUCGCCCGCAUUCUCCACCUCGCCGACCGUGUUGAGUUUACCAACGUUGUCCUCCGCAUCGUCGCCGCCUCGGCCUACCUCGCCGGCGAGGUCCAGCCGGAGAUGAUCGACCUGCUAGUGAGCACGGCGCAGGGCAAUGACAUGGUUGACGAGCUCUGGGACGUUCUGCCGUCGUUUGUGGCGCUCUCGCCGGCUACCACGGCACCUGUCGCCGAUGUCCUCCUCACCCACCAUCCGAUCGUUUCGCCCAUUGCGCUCACCCUCUCGCUCCACAUCCUCAUCGCCAACACCCUCCGCUGUCUGCGCCCGGUGCCGGAGCCAGACCUGGCGCGGGCUGCCGCUCUGGCGCUCGCUCCGACCCUUGUCGCCUCGGCUGAUGCGCUCGAGUCCGAGAUCCCACAAUGGCUGCCAGCGCUGUGCAGCUUUGUGGCGGUGGUCAUUGGCGCUGUGCCCGUGCCGGACGACGGACCGCCGGCCGUUGUCGCCCUCGCCAACACGGUGCUUGCUGCCGGAAUCUCCGGGAGCACCUCGACUGAAGUGGCAAUGAUGCUGGCCGAUGUGGUGGUGGCUGGUGUCGCCUUUAGCGGGCCGCCGGACGUGCUCGGUCACCUCCUGACGUCACGGCCUCUGGUGGGUGUCAUCAAUACCUCGCCGCUCCCGUCGAGCGAGUUUGACGGCGAUGUUGAGGGUGAUGGCGACGGUGACGGUGACGGCGAUGGCGAUGGUGAUGAUGAUGCUGAUGACGACAACGACGACGACGACGAUGAUGUCGACGACGAUGAUGAUCUUGGUGAUGACGACGACAUGGCCUGCCUCCAGAUGGGCGACCUGGACUCGUUCUUCCACGGGCUUGACGAAGUCUCGCCCGAUGCCGACGGCCUGGUGCGGCUGCUUUGCGAGCUUGCCGACGAUGUGACGGCGCCGUUUGCGACGUCUCCCGGCGGGCAUCUGCUAGGCAUGCGGGAGCAGGUGCUUGCGGUGAUGCGCGAGACGCCGGCGGCCGGUAUGGUCCGCGGGCUGCUCUCUGUGGCUGCGGCGCGGAAGUCGGGCGUGCGCUCGCUGCGAGCCAUGGCGCUGGGGGUGGUCGCCGAGGCCGUGAGCGUGUCAGAGAGCAACGUGUCGGACGAGCGUGUGCCUGAGCACCUCCUCAGCGACAUCUGGGAUGCGCGCUGGCGCUGCGGGCGUCGGCAGCCCUGACGUCGGCGCCAUCGUCGCCGGCGCCGUCACCCUGAUGGUCUUCAUGCGCGUGUUGGCGUGUUUUUACUCUGCAGCGGCAAAGGCGCGGAUAAAGGCACGGAGCUCACUG
This is a messenger RNA of Thecamonas trahens ATCC 50062, 3109 nucleotides long. RefSeq lists its product as uncharacterized. The record is from RefSeq and is a predicted model, not a curated record. Lineage: Eukaryota; Apusomonadida; Apusomonadidae. The coding region runs from base 1 to 3000 and encodes 999 amino acids. The transcript has 3 exons.